AUGGCUGAUUCAGUUAAAGCUUUACAAGUUCCAGACAUUGCUUCUUUGUCAAUCUCUUCCAUGUCCGACUACCACGCCAAUGCCUUCCCAGGUAAGGACGCUCAACGUGAACAAGUUGUCGAUUUGCUAGAUCAACAAGGCUUCAUUCCAGAUGACUUGAUCGAACAAGAAGUCGAAUGGUUCUACAACUCUCUAGGAAUUGACGAUCUAUUCUUUUCCAAGGAACAACCAGCUCUAUUGGCCGAUAUUAUCCAUUCCUUAUAUGCCUCUAAGUUGGACUCUUUCGCUAAGUCUGGUCUAAAGAAAUCCGACGCCGCUAAAGCUCUAAACAUUAAGAACAAGAUUAUCACUACUGAUAACCAUGCUAUCUUCAUGGAAUCCACUGGUACUACUUUCUCUUCUUUAAUCGAGACUGCUGGUAAGAACAACACUUCUGGUAAAGCUGACUUCGAUGACUCUUACCCACCAUACCAACUGGAUGCCGAUGUAGAUGACUUGUUUUUGGAUGCUAAGGACAAGAAGACUAUGAGAGUUGUUUCUUACUGGACUCCAGAAAGUGACGUUAAGAUCACUUUCGCUUACGAAAACACUUUCCAAGCUGCCGCCGGUAAAAAGAUCACUCCACAACAAUUGAUCUCUGGUGAUAUCGAUUCCAUCUCUGACGAAUCCAUGGUCGCCAUGACCUCUGUCGAAAACAAGAAGUUGUACGGUACUUUGAUCAACUUAUCUCAAGAAAGAGAAGGUCCAGUUAUCAAGAUCACCAACUCCAGAGAAAACAAGGAUGAAGUUAGAUUCUUGGUUGCUUACAAGAGAGGAACCACCAAGCACUACUACUCUGAAUUGAACUCUUUGUUCCAUUACUACAAGUUGCGUAUCAACAAGUUCUUCGUUGAAAACUUCAAGCUAUGUCCACAAGGUUCCGACAACGAUGACGUUGUUAUCUUCUCCAUUUACUUGAACAAGACUCAACAAUCUAAGGACUUGCUACCACAAGACCUGGACUUGUCCAUUCAACAAAUCGAAAGAGAAGCCUCUUUGUUGUAUACCAUUCCAAACAACAGUUUCGUUCAAUUGUACGAACAACGUCAAUUCUCUCCACAAGAAGCCAUCUACGCUCAUGUUUCCGCCAUCUUCAUCGUUCAUUUCAUUAACAGACUAGGAGACGAUUACAAGAACCUAUUGACUCAAAUCGCUCCAAAGGAAAAUGAUGUCGUCAUGUGGGAAACUAUCGGUAAUUUGAAGAAGAAGUUAAGAAACGAAACUUUCACUCAACAAAUGAUUAUCGAUGUCCUAGAAAAAUACCACAACAUUGUCUCCAAGUUAUACAAGAAUUUCUCUGAAGUCCACUACUGUCGUGACCUAAAUGACAAUAAGAUCGAAAAGACUUUAUCUUACAAGAGACUAUCUAAGUUGGAACCAUUCAAAAACGACCAAGAAUUUGAAGCUUACUUGAACAAGUUCAUUCCAAACGACUCUCCAGAUUUGUUGAUUCUAAAGACUUUGAAUCUAUUCAAUAAGUCUAUCUUGAAGACUAACUUCUUCAUAACCAGAAAGGUCGCUAUUUCUUUCAGAUUGAACCCAGCUAUGAUUAUUCCAAAGGUUGAAUACCCAGAUACCCCAUACGGUAUCUUCUUCGUUGUUGGUAACACUUUCAAGGCCUUCCACAUCAGAUUCAGAGAUAUCGCUCGUGGUGGUAUUAGAAUCGUUUGUUCCAAGACUCAAGAUAUCUACGACAAGAACACCAGAACUGUCAUUGACGAAAAUUACCAAUUGGCUUCUACUCAACAACGUAAGAACAAGGAUAUUCCAGAAGGUGGUUCUAAGGGUGUUAUCUUAUUAAACCCAACAUUGACCACCGAAAAGGACACUUUCAUUGCCUUCACUCAAUACGUUGACUCUAUUAUUGAUAUCUUGAUCAGAGAUCCAUUAAAGGAAAAUUAUGUUGAUUUACUAGGUAAGGAAGAAAUCUUAUUCUUCGGUCCAGAUGAAGGUACUGCUGGUUUCGUUAACUGGGCUACUCUACAUGCUCGUUCUCGUGGUUGUCCAUGGUGGAAGUCAUUCUUGACUGGUAAGUCUCAAUCUCUAGGUGGUAUUCCUCACGAUGAAUAUGGUAUGACCUCUCUAGGUGUUAGAGCUUUCGUCAACAAGAUUUACGAAACCUUGAAUCUAAAGGAUGCUAAGAUUGCUAAAUUCCAAACUGGUGGUCCAGAUGGGGAUUUGGGUUCCAACGAAAUUGAAUUGUCUACUCCAAAUGAAACCUAUGUAGGUCUUCUAGAUGGUUCCGGUGUCUUAUGUGAUCCAAAGGGUCUAGACAAGGAUGAAUUGAUCAGAUUGGCCAAGGGCAGAUCUACUAUUGCUUCUUACGACAAGUCUAAGCUAUCUAAGGAAGGUUUCUUUGUAUCUGUUGACGAUUCAGAUGUUAUGCUACCAAAUGGUGCCAUUGUUGCUAACGGUACUUCUUUCAGAAACACUUUCCACGUCGAGGUAUUCAAGUUUGUUGACCACAUUGACUUAUUUGUCCCAUGUGGUGGUAGACCAAAUUCUAUCACUUUGAACAAUGUCGGUGAAUUCAUUGAUCCAAAGACCAACAAGUCUAGAGUUCCAUACAUUGUUGAAGGUGCUAACUUAUUCAUUGCUCAACCAGCUAAGAUUGAACUAGAAAACCACGGUUGUGUCUUCUUCAAGGAUGCAUCUGCUAAUAAGGGUGGUGUUACCUCCUCUUCUUUCGAAGUUCUAGCCUCUUUGGCUUUGAACGAUGAAGACUUCGUUCACAAGUUCGUCGGCCUAGAAGGUCAAGAUUUAGACAGUGUUAAUGUUGCUGAAUUAACUAAGACUUCUCCAUUAUAUGAUGCAUACGUCCAACAAGUCCAAAAGAGAAUUGUUUACAACGCUGAACAAGAAUUUGCUCAACUAUGGGCCAUCAACCAAAAGACUGGUACUCCAAUUUCCGAAUUGUCUGAUAAACUAUCUGUCACUAUCAAUAAAUUGAACGAUGACUUGGUUGAUUCUGAAGAACUAUGGUUGAACGAUACUAAACUAAGAGACUACUUGUUACUAGAAAAGAUCAUUCCAAAGUUGCUAACUGAUGUUGCCACUCCAUCUAAGAUUCUAGAAAACAUUCCAGACUCUUACCUAAAGGUUUUGAUUUCUUCCUACUUGGCUUCUUCUUUCGUUUACCAAAACGGUAUUGACGUUGAUAUUGGUAAGUUCCUUGCCUUCAUUGGUGAAUUGAGAAGAGAAGCUUACAAGAACUAA
Messenger RNA from Maudiozyma barnettii, 3255 nucleotides. RefSeq names its product glutamate dehydrogenase (NAD(+)) (gene GDH2). Bases 1 to 3255 code for a protein of 1084 amino acids. The transcript has a single exon. The record is from RefSeq and is a predicted model, not a curated record. Gene Ontology annotation, cellular component: mitochondrion. Gene Ontology annotation, molecular function: L-glutamate dehydrogenase (NAD+) activity. Lineage: Eukaryota; Fungi; Ascomycota; Saccharomycetes; Saccharomycetales; Saccharomycetaceae.